AUGGGCUGUGACCCUCCUUGCCAUGGGCUUGUGCCCGUGGACAGGGUCCCGUGUCAAUAUGCCUCUGCAACACCUGACAGGCCGGGACAGCUACUAGAAGGGCCUUCUACCUGCGAAACGCUUAGGUGUGGGGCUCCACACUGCAGUUCAACAAAGCAGUCGCUCUCCCGUGGGCUGAGCAAUUCUAGCUGUUGUUCACUCCACGAAGGCACAGCAGAAGUUCCCACACAACAUGGAAAGAGGGAAUGCACAAGCAACAAAAAAGAUGGCACUUAUGUUGAAGAUCCGGAAGAUCGCCCGCUACCGACUCUGUUGAAGCGUCAACAACAACCACUACAUACGCAACGGCAACCGGGUUCGCAGCUUCCUGAAAAUGUGGUUCAACAUAGGCGAGAGCAACUCCAGCAACAGCCCAUGAAAACUGCAAAUCGGCCAGAGGCGUCCGCAGAAAAGGAAAGCGAUACGGUUGUAGAAACUGGUGUUAAAGGCAAAUGGGAAGGCGCAGCAGACGAGCGACCCUGCAGAGCUGUAGGGAGGGCAAAAGUGAGCAACUCGACUAACAUGCCGGCUGACCGGAGAUGGCGCUUUAAUGAAUUGUGGGCAUGCUUAUCUCAUGGCUUCCCCCCGCCACCUGCUCUUGGCCCCAUCAUACGUGUAUCGGAUAAGGAUCGCGAUGACCCACUGUCAGUUACUAGCAGCUGGUGCACCAGCGAGUGCGAGUCCGAGUUACCGUGCCAGACUAUCCUUCUACCGCACGCAUCGAAUUGCACGACUCCGCCGGUCGGGAAACGGGUACAACAAUGCAUAGCAAGGCAGAUAGAAACUUUCUCAAAGGAUGGAUGGCUUCCGACCAGCCAGAUGGAGACGCUAGAAGAGUCGACUGGCCAGACAUGUAUGCCUGACGAGCACGACCAGCUCAGCCGAAAAGAACAAGACCUCUAUAAAGCAUUUGCUCCAAGAAUGGAAAACGGGGGAGCUUACGAAGGAAUUAGUGUGGCAAACGAAAGAGCUACGCUGAUGACGCGAAGGAUACCUGAAACCAGCCGAUUCGACGCAUUCGAUGCUCGCCGAGAAAGAGUGCCUGAAACGCCCCCGGCUGAUGUGGACUUCAAUAGAGGCAAGAGCGUCCUUCGAGAAGAUCGAUUGUUUUUGACUAACGAUCAACAAAUAUGCAGGGCGCUAAGUGUUGGUGCUGCCCCUCUAAAACUUCAGCAGCUUCGGCAGUGGGACUCCCACAUUCGUCAGAAGUACAACGCCGAUAUGUCUCUUAGGGAACGCUAUCUUCACCAGCUCAACGCUGUAGCAGGCCACAGACAGGCCCCAGGGAGAUCUUUUCAGAAUGCAUCCUUACCACGUGCCCAGCCACACUUAAAGAAUGCGGAAUUGAAACCACCUGCGCACCGUCCGCUCGCCCCAGAGCUCCAGGCGAAAUCGUCACCCACAACUGGAGAAGCAAGCAUCCCCAGUGCACAGGGCAAAGCGGAAGCCUUCAGCCCUAGGCCCGCAAAACCGCCUAAUAAACACGCUCUACCCGUGCAGAAAUCUGCCCGCUCAUCAUCUGUGAGCGUUAUCAAUAAAAAGUCUCGAUUUACCAGGGCUUUUUUGGGUGCCAUGCUUCCGCGGAGCAGUUCAAGGACGCGUCAGUAA
This is a messenger RNA of Eimeria mitis, 1647 nucleotides long. RefSeq lists its product as uncharacterized. The record is from RefSeq and is a predicted model, not a curated record. Lineage: Eukaryota; Apicomplexa; Conoidasida; Eucoccidiorida; Eimeriidae.